GCUUUUGCAGAUACUCUAAAAGUAAACAAGACACUGAAAAGUCUAAAUAUAGAAUCCAAUUUUGUCACUGGGACAGGCAUCCUCGCUUUGGUUGAUGCUCUGAAAGGAAAUGAAGUACUGACAGAAAUCAAAAUUGACAAUCAGAGGCAACAGCUUGGUACUGCAGUGGAGAUGGAGAUUGCUCAGAUGUUGGAGGAGAAUGCUCACAUUCUCAAAUUUGGGUACCAGUUUACAAAGCAAGGCCCAAGAACCAGGGUAGCAGCUGCCAUCACUAAAAAUAAUGAUCUAGUUCGCAAGAAACGAGUGGAAGAACGCCAUUAGCCUUGUCUCUGAAGAUGCGAAGGAAGAGAAGGAUUUCUCAUAAAUCUCAUAAAAUUUAGUGAUUUAAAGGGAAGAUACUGGAAAGGCUUUCGAAUGAGACUGCUCAUGUUCCAUUACCUCAAUUCAUCCCUUCCUGUUAUUUGAACACCAUAAUCCAGCCUAAUUUUCUUUUUCCAAGCAAUCAACAAUCAUGCUCUGAAUUCAAGAUGCUCUGAAUGGAAGACCAAACGAAACUUGGUGUCAAAACGGGAAGAGCUGCAAGUUAAUCUUUUCUCCCCCUUCCAUUUAAUGUUAAUCUAUGAGUGAUUAGGAAAUUUUCCUGCACAUCCACUGAAACAAGUGGGAAUUGUUUAGUGGAUUGUGCUUUCUAUGUUGUACAAAUCACCACCUCCUCUUGACUCAUAGUAAGCCCAGGUCUGCUCUUUGUUUCCUGUUAUCUUUCUAGUGCUAUGUGCAAAUUGUAAAGAAAAGGGACCAAGGUCAUUUUAAAACAACUUGUCAUGCCAAGGUGGAACUCUUCUCAUACCAGCACACUCUGCCAAACAAAUCAAUCUUCAAAUUCCACAGACUACAAUGUGCCAUAAACUAGACAGUCAAUAUAUUGUGAAAUAUUACUUCUGGAGCAGAUAACUGGAGACAAAUCUCACAAUAGGCUUUGUUCAUACCAAAUUAUAAUUUCCAAUAACCUUAUUUUAGAACACACUGUAGAAUCAAACGGUCAGGAUGGAUUCAUGUGUAAACAUGCCCACUAUGGCACUGUGUUUUGUGUGAACAAAGCCACUAUGGGCUCAUCCGACUAACCACGGAUUAAAAAUUCUGAAUUAACACUAUGCAUGAAUGCAAUGCCAGACAAAAUUGGAAUUGCAAUAGAUGUUAGCAUUCUUUUUUCUUUAUAUUUAGCAACCCAUGCUUUAGCUGUACUUCUUAUCUUUCACAUUGACUGGACCUUUCUAAAGGUAGAACAAAUCCUCUAAGGAAAAUAUGUUAAUUUAUCCAUGGCACAGAAUCAUAAUUAGCACAACUCAUGGCUUGAGAAUUUUUCUCAGUCAUGGUUUCUGAUUCUAGUUUUCUGGCUGACUGUAAAUCAUUACUUGAUUAAAUCAGUCCUAGCCAUGCUUUGCCUUGAUAUGAACUGAGAUAAUAAGCUAAAUACUAGUGUGAACAAACUAUUCUCCAAAAUAAGGAGUCACCAAAGGAAUCAUUAUAUUUCCUGUACAUAAAUAUGAAGAGUCAUUCAGACACUAGCUACAAGUUAAAUCCCUUCUUCACAUCACAGUGGAGGGAUAUUAAACUGAAAACAAUGCCAUGUCACCAUUCCAUUCAUGAGAAAGCUUCAUGAAUCCACCUUCCACGAUUACAAGGACUGUUGAUUAUGUGCUCACAUAUGUUACUAUUAGGUGAGCUAGUUUCCUAAUCUAAUUUGCCAACUUAAAAUAGCUUCAGCUGACCUUUUAAGUUAUUUGUUGAUCUGUGUAUAUGUAUUAAUAGGAGGCCAAAAUAAUUACCGUCAACCCAUUUGAUGUAUAUAAGUGUUCUAAUAAUAAUGUUGUGUUUGUCAGAUUGCUUUUAAGGUUGUUUUAAUUUCUGAAACUAGACAUUUAUUACUGUUGGUCACUGGAUUCUUAGAUAGUGAAGAUUAAACUGAUCAGUCACUACAGGAGAUUGGUGAGAGACAUUUCAUACCCAUGUCUUGCCUAGGAAACGAAGUCCUUCAAAUUAUUCUCAAGUCAGAAAACCCCACAUUCCAACUUCAGUUAUCAGGUUACAAAAGAAAAACAUUAGUGAAUAAUGGAUAGCACAAAAGACAAAGGGAAUUCCUCACUAUGAUUGGGACUCCCUUUUUUGAAUUUUGAGAUCUUACUGCUUCAGUUAAAAAUUGUGAAAAAUAUUUAAUGCCAAACAUGUAUUAU
Molecule: messenger RNA, 2231 nt
Organism: Notechis scutatus (mainland tiger snake)
Lineage: Eukaryota; Metazoa; Chordata; Lepidosauria; Squamata; Elapidae
Source: RefSeq, a predicted model, not a curated record